UUGAAAACCCACACCCCAUGGUUCGCUCGCUUGUACGGAGUAUAAUUACUUCCAGCCACGACGCUCGUCCCGUCAAACAAUUUUUAGCACUACCACCAUAAUCCUGGGCACAUCCCAGCAAGCGAAGAUGGCACCGACACUGACGCAGAUGUUCACAAAAGAACUCCAGUCCUUCAGAUCCCCACCCGCAAAACAGACGGCGCCGAUCCCAAAGGUUGGCGAGCCAGCACCUUCGCAUGAUAGACUGCAGCUCCCAGACAAGCCCACAAUAGUGGUCUUCCUGCGACACUGCGGCUGUCCAUUCGCCGAGAAGACCUUCCGCAACCUCACCGCCUUCUCCGUAAAGCACCACCCGCAGAUCCACUGCAUAGCCGUCUCGCACAGCGACGAGCCCGCCACGACGGACUGGGUCGAGCAUGUCGGCGGUGCUUGGGAGACAGACGUCGUGGUCGACGACGAGCGUGAUGUCUACGCCGCCUGGGGGCUGGGCCUGACCUCCUACUGGCACGCCAUCGGGCCCUUCUCUAUCUACAACGCCGUGCAGCUCGGCAAGACCGAGGGCAUCUGGAACAGGACCACGGAGAGUGGCACGCGGUGGCAGAUGUCCGGGGCCUUCGCCACCGACAGGAGGGGCGUCGUGCGGUGGGUCAGCAUUGCCCGCACCGCGAGCGAGAUCCCGGACUUCAACGCCGCGCUCAAGGCCCUCAUCGAGGUGCCGACCGAGGUCACUGCAGAUAUACCUGCCGAGGCUGCGCGUAAGCGGGGGUCUACGGGGGCGUCCAAGGAGCUGCCUCCUGAUCCACCUCGCGAGGCGCCCAUAGAGGUAUCUAAGGUGCCCACCGAGUCUUCUAGCGUGGUGCCUACUGACGCGCCUAGGGAGGUGCCCACUGAGACGUUUGAGGAGCAGGAGAUACCGCCUGAGGUGCCUCCGAAGGCGGCCAAGUUGCUGGGAGGAUUGCAGAAGGACACGCCUAGGGAGAUACCUGUCGAGGCAGCUCAAGUGGUGCCUCCCGAGGCGCCUCAGGAUGUGCCCACGGAGUACCACGUGGACGUGCCUGUUGAAGCAUCCAAGGAGCUGCCUCCCGACCCACCUAAGGAGGUGUAUUCGGAAGUGCACACGGAAGAGGAUGUGGAGGCACCCAGGCAGGUUCCCAUUGAGUCGGCUAGGGAGUUGCCCACCGAGGUGCACCCAGAAUCACCCGUGUCUAGGGAGUUGCCUUCUGAGGUGCGCCCAGAGUCGCCCAUGAGCGUUUACAGCGAUGCUUCUGCAACCGCGCACACGGAUGUCCCCACAGAAGCGAUUAAGGAAUUAUCGAUGGAGCCGACUAAGGACGAGUUCACUGAGUUGCCUGAGGAAAAGUACACCGAAGCACCUGGGGAGGUGCCUACCAAGUCACAAAAGGACAUUCCCACGGUGUUCCACACAAAUGAACCCGCCGAGGCAUCCAAGGACGUGCCAACAGAAUCCCACGUCGAAGAGCCCGUUCUGGCAUCUCAGGAAAUCCCUACUGAACCACACGAGGACGCCCCUACCGACUUCCAUAUCGAGGAGCCUAGUAGAGCGUCUCAGGAUGUGCCCACGAUAGUCACUGAGGCUCCUGCAGAGUUCCACAGAGAUGAGCCCACCGAGACGUCUAGCGAGAUAUCCACGGAGUCACCCAAGGAAGCCCCUGCAGACUUCCACGUCGAGGAGUCCGCCAGUGCAUCUCGUGAGGUGCCCAACAUGGUGACCGAGGUACCCGUGGAAGCGCCAGCAGAGUUGUCGUCCAAGGACACGGGCGCGGACGCGCGCACCGAGACGCCCGAGGUGCCAAUCAUGGUCACCGAGGUGCCUCCGGAGGUGCCCGAGGAGUUGUCAAAGGAGGUCCACCCCGAGCUGCCUGCUGAGCCGUCUAUGGAGGUGCCCACGAUCGUGCACACAGAGGCACCUGCUGAGCCGUCGAGGGAGGUGCCCACGAUUGUGCACACAGAGGCACCUGCUGACUCGCCCGUGGAGGCCGCGAAGGAGGCCGCGAAGGAGGCUCCAAAGGAGGUCUUGUAAACGAGCCGUGUCAGGGCCCCUCUCCGCAGUAUAUGAUCCAAUGUCUUCAGAAUGAGCAUAUGUCACUUUGGGAGUUUAGGUAGCAUUUGGGAGCAUAUAGAGCAUUCAUCUUAUUUUAGAUCAAUUGUGUCUCGA
This is a messenger RNA of Diaporthe batatas, 2176 nucleotides long. RefSeq lists its product as uncharacterized. NCBI's taxonomy places the organism in Eukaryota, Fungi, Ascomycota, Sordariomycetes, Diaporthales, Diaporthaceae. The transcript has 2 exons. The record is from RefSeq and is a predicted model, not a curated record. Bases 128 to 2041 code for a protein of 637 amino acids.